Molecule: messenger RNA, 16229 nt
Organism: Paramuricea clavata
Lineage: Eukaryota; Metazoa; Cnidaria; Anthozoa; Malacalcyonacea; Plexauridae
Source: the annotation of a GenBank genome assembly
AGCCGAUAUAAAUUGAGUAGUUUUGUCGUAAGUCAUUUGCACGAAGUUCUCAGCGGUAGGAUAAGCCUUGCCUGAUCAAAGCCAAAAAUUACAAACAAAGAUCGGGAUUCAUUAUGAAAGUGUCGUAGGUUUGUAUAGAAGACGUGCUAUUGUAAUCAAUGUUUUGCUGCUUUGUCAACAGAGAGUGCCCGUGUUAAUACGAUGGAAAAAGCGUAAAAGGCAGAGUCGGGAUGAGGAUCCAACAUCGCCGAUAAAAGCUAGAGAAAUGAAGGACAUACUGGACGAGUUGAGUUUAAAAUGAAGUUACAAAAGAAUAAAGACAGGCCCAAAAAUUUAAAAAUAUGAGUGAGAACUUGGUAUAGUAUUAUAUAUGUGUUACACUAAAUCGUGAAUUUUGACUUUGUUUUGUGAUUGUUUAGAAUUAAUGCCUGAGAUUGCAGUGAAAUUGAUACUGAACAUAACCUGUGAAGUAAAUUGAAAUGAACAGUGGUAAGACAUUUAGAACUUUAAUAAGAACGUUUUUAGAUAUUUACAAAAAUUACAAACAAAGAUCGGGAUUCAUUAUGAAAGUGUCGUAGGUAUGUAUAGAAGACGUGCUAUUGUGAUCAAAGUUUUGCUGCUUUGUCAACAGAGAGUGCCCGUGUUAAUACGAUGGAAAAAGCGUAAAAGGCAGAGUCGGGAUGAGGAUCCAACAUCGCCGAUAAAAGCUAGAGACAUGAAGGACAGACUGGACAAGUUGAGUUUAAUUUAAAAUGAAGUUACAAAAGAAUAAAGACAGGCCCAAAAAAUUUAAAAUAUGAGUGAGAACUUGGUAUAGUAUUAUUUAUGUGUUACACGAAAUCGUGAAUUUUGACUUUGUUUUGUGAUUGUUUAUAAUUAAUUAAUGCCUGAGAUUGUGAAAUUGGUACUGAACAUCACCUGUGAAGUGAAUUGAAAUGAACAGUGGUGAGACAUUUAGAACUUUAAUAAGAACGUUUUUUUAGGUAUUUACAAAAAUUACAAACAAAGAUCGGGAUUCAUUAUGAAAGUGUCGUUGGUACUGUAUGUAUAGAAGUCGUGCUAUUGUAAUCAAAGUUUUCCUGCUUUGUCAACAGAGAGUGCCCGUGUUAAUACGCUUUUUGGAAAAAGCGCGUAACGGAGGGUUUUCCAAUGUGCAAAGUGACCUUUUUAUAUUACUAAAGAUCUAAUGUAGAAUGUGUCAUGUUCGUCAUGUACGGGCUGCUGUAAUUGGCGUAAAGCUGUAGCCAUAUACCCUCGAUCCAUUGAUUGAUAGUUUGUAUAUUCUUGUAUUUGUAUUUGUGCAGAUAUGAUUGUGUGAAAUUGGCAAAGCAUAAUAAAUAAAUAAAUAAAUAUUUCAAUGUUUUAACUUUAUAUGUAUAUUAUCGUAACGUACUUAGUUUUAACUAAUUUGACAGUAUGCGCGCCAGAUGCGACGGAAAUUUGUUAUUUAAUAGCGUGUUAGUCGUGGCGCUCUCGUUGUGUUACUUGUGUAGUACGAAAAUUACACAACCUAUCUGUAAAAUACUUUACCCCACUAGUUUAUCGAGUCUUUCAACUUUCAAAUGUUCAAUUAAACUCAUGUAUCAUAAUUUAAAUUUGUGAUGUUGAUCAACCGUUUAAAUGGACCCUCGUGCGUGGUUGCUCCUGCCAUAGGACAUAAACUUACUUUUUUAUUUUAAUGGGAACUGCCCGCAUGGGACUUGGAAUCUCGUUUGUUAUUUUAAAAUUAGUGUAUCUUUGUCUAAUUAUUUGUUGGUACAAUUUUUGUAAAUAUAGUUGUUAAUAAUCCAAUAAAGUUUUUAAAAACAAUUCAUUCAAAUUUGAUUUAAUUUACAAAAUCAUUAUAUACCUAAACUGUAAUAAACAAAUAAAGCUAGCGGGGGAAAUAGAUUAGCAUGCUUUGCGGUCCAUUUGGUAAAUGUGUAAUUCACAGGUUGAUUUACUGUAUGUUUAGUAUUUUCAGUUUUAAUUCAGUUUUUGAAACGAAACCUUACGAGGGAAAAUAGCGUGGGUUGAAUAUUUGAGGUUGGGCGGAUGACGCUAAUUUGAGAUAGUUCCCUGUAGGGUACACACCCUAUAUAGUUAUUUGCACACGUAAUGUGACGCAAAUUGUUCUUUGGAAUGACGGAAUACAGAAGAUGUAUAGGCAUAACGGUUGCAACCUUUCGUAAUCAAGACUCCGACGGUAAACACAGGAUUUGUACAAAUAUCACCAAAUUGUAUUAAAGGUAAGAUGUUCAGAUGAAAUAUAUACAAAUGUGGAGCGAUUCCAAAAGUCCAUUUUAUGGCUUUCAAACAUCAUGGAAACGAUGUAUUAAUACAUCUAUAAUAUUCUUUAUACAUUAUUAAAAAACUCAAUAAUUCAUGAAGAAAACACAAAGAAAAAUCAUAAGCGUGUCGUAUCUGUAUAUAUAAUAAUAAUAAUAAUAAUAAUAAUUUAUUCAAACAAAGUCCCAAUAUUGGGACAUGGGUAAAUAACUAAAUAAGAAUACAUGGGUAAAUAACUAAAUAAGUCGUUACCGUCUAUAACAAUAACAUAGAUAUUAAUAUAUAUGAAAAAAGUUGAUAAAUGUAUAAAUACACAUACAUACACACGCACACGUGAGUAAUUAGACCAGGCUAUCAAAAGCAGCCAAAACGUCGAAACAAUAUUUGCCUACUAACUUCAUUAUUGACUUAUCCUUCAUAGCCAUAAUAUAUAUAAAUAGAUUUUUCGAAGUAAAUAAGUUGAAAAACCUAUUUAUUUUAUAUAAAUUAUCAAUGAAUUUUGUCCUGUGGUCGAUGAACUUCAUGUUUGUACAAGACAUUAAAAAAGUGAUGUUCAUCUCCUACUUCAUUUAACUCACAAAGUCUGCAUAGUCUAUCAUUGUAUGGGACAUUGUUGUAUCUACCAGUUUCAACAGUUAGCUUAUGUGCUGAUAUUGUUAACUUUGUAACAGCUUGACGAUAUUUGAAAUUACUAAUUUCGUUUAAGUAUUUUUCACAUUCAAAGUGUUUUUUUAUUUUUCUAAAAGUUCUUAGCUUGCCAGUAUUUUCGACAGGUUGAAACUGCUCUACCCAAUACAAUAUAAACGCUUCUUUAAAUCUAUGUUUCACGUGAUGGCAAACAUUUCCUUUUUCUGUGUCAGAUAAUUCCGUCUGCAAGUUGGAUAAUUCAGUUUGUGAAUCCCAAUUUUCUCCCCCACAUAGUUGCAGUACAUAUUUGAGAAAAAUUGUUGACUUUAGGUUAAGUUCUAUGCAUACAUUCGCUGCUUUUCCAACAAGCGUGUUUGAGAACAAUGAACUUUUUAUUCGAAACCAAUAUUUUACAACCAGCUUAACUAGUUGAACGAUCAAAGGCGUUCUUCCUAGCUCAGCAUAAAUAGCCAUGUUUGUUGAUUUUGAAUGAACUCUAUGCCCAAGAGUUCUAUGCCCAAGAAUUAUAUAAAUGGUCAUACCGUUUCCAUGGCCAGCGAGAACCUAUAGCCUCCUGCGCAGACGUUGUUAGUGGCCUAGGCCUCACCUAACGUCAACGUCGUACCCAGGCUCUUUCCACUACGCGCCUCGCUGGAGGAAAGACCCUGGUCCAGGCUGGUCACAUGUGUCCCAGAUUUUUGGAGAUAACAAAAUUUUUACCUAAGGGUGGGGGGGGGGCUAAGUUUUAUUUUAUCGAUCUAGUUGCCGAUGUCAAUUCGAUAAAGUUCAGAGCGCGUGUAUAUUAAAAAAUUGUGUAUUUUAUGCAUGUAAUUGUAAUGAAUAGCAAGAGUUUGUGUUGCAAAAUCAAUGGGUGAGAUGUCUUUGUAUUAUGUAUUCUUUGUGGAUUGGAUUUGCGACGUCGCUCUACGCAAGAUCUACAUACUGGAGUCUUUCAGUUUCACAUAUUGGGAAAACCGCAAAGAAUUAUUAGGAAAGGAUUUGUAAUGCUGUAUACUCAAAGACAAGCAAAGGAUAUAAUAUUUGCCAAGCAGCCGACAGCGAGUCUACUGUAAAUUGCCGUAUAUUUUAAUCAUAAGUGGAACGGCUCGAUAUAACAUCGACACAUGCAUUAUAGAAAUAACAGUACGAAAAUAUAUUAUAUUUUAGUAUAAAUUUCCAGGUGACUAUUGAUUUUUCUCCAUUCUGAUUGGUCAAGAUUCACUGUCUCUGAAGUGAUAGUCACUGGUCAGUGACUAUAGCUUUUUUUUCAAAAUGGCUGCUCGUUUUGCCGUAGUAUAAACAGAGGAGGAAAUUGCCAAAAUUAAAGAAGAUAGCAUUCCGUAAAAACCCAAACAAGCUACAAAAUAUGGUUUAAAAAUAUUUCAAGGUAAAAUAUUAAACUUUACGUGCUUUUAUUUGGAAAAAAACUGGCUUAGUCGCAACGCGACACAGAGCCGUGUCUGAGAUUUAAAUUUUGUAAACAAACUAUUUAUAGCGAAAAUAAAUUUAUUUGAAGUGAAUUUUUAUAAAGUUGUGUGGAUUAUUUUUUGUAAAUACCUGGAAAUUUAUACUAAAACAAUUAGUCGCCUCAGGCUCGGUGAUUACAAGCCUAUAUUCACUUCGCCUUCGGCUCAGUGAAUAUAGGCUUGUAAUCACCUCGCCUUCGGCGACUAAUUGUUAAAUAGUGUGCACAUGAGUAUCGAUAGUAUGUCUAUUUCCUCGUGUUUCAAUAAGACAGUACUCAGUGGAUUAUAUAUAUUUCGAAAUGUACUUCAUGCACACACGUUUUUAAUAGAGAGUCAGCUUCGCGUUCAUACGUUAAAGGACAAACGUUGGGCAAAGGAAAAAAUAAGCUAUAUAUAAGACAAUAGAGAGUAAAUAAACUUGCUAUUUUAAAACUGUAUGUAUAAUUUUGUUUUAUAUAAGAAAGAAAAUAUGAAGUGAAGAAGUUUUAAGCGAAAAUGCUGCAAAUUUGACUAUGAUUUGCCUCAGCCGUUUGACUCCUUAUAUAAACAAACAUUCAGACCAGGUGUUUGUCAGACAAAGUCCGCUAAUUUAAAUUUGUCUGCGAGUAUUAAUUAUAACUUAUAAGGUACAAUCUUUAGAAUAUAUUGGGUUUUAAUUGUAUGCCUUAUCUGUCGUAACAUGCUAAAGGUUUUAAAAUAAAUUCCAAAACAGAAAACAAAGCUUUCACCCCGCAGCUAAAGCAAGAGCACAGUAUACAAUUUUAUGUAAACUUUGAUCAUAUUUCACUGGGGAAACAAUCGAUUGCAAAUAAAUACGCUCCUAUAAACACCCAAAAUAUAGCAUUGAUUAGAGAGAAUGUCGAGCUAAAUAGUCUGUGUAUAUUAAUGUAUUUAUCUAUUCUUCAUUGAAAAUGUUCAGUUCAACAAAAUUGGAAAAUCGACCACACAGUACUUUACGCGAACAACGGUUAUUUUAUAAUCGUUAUGACGAAAACAAUAACCGUUAUGACGUAUUUUAUGGAAAUAUAUGCCAAUAAAAACUUCGUUUCAUGAUAGUCCUUUGUGUUGCUUUAUUCACACUCUUUGUAUUAUUUUGAACUCGAACGCCACAUUUGCCUUCCCUACCCCCAUAAGUCCCAACUGCUAUCUCCCAAAAUCUGGGAGACACGUGACCAGCCUGGACAAGGGUCUUUCCUCUAGCGAGGCGCGUAGUGCAAAGAGCCUGAGUACGAGGUUGACCUAACGUCUGCUCACAUUCGCUAUACAUUUGACUUCCCGGUAAUUAACCAAUCACAAUCAUCUACACGAUAAUUGUAAGAUCGACCUUCAAUGACCUUCACAUGCAUGGGCUAUUAUCAACAAGUCCUGUAGUAAUAGGUUUUGUUUGUGGAAACACCACGUAAAUUUAUUACUGCAAAGCUUUCGAUCCGUAAAAAAAAAAAAUUAAAAAAAAAAACCUAUUAUAUUUUAUCACCAUGCAAACAUAUAAAGAAGUCCUGUAGUAUUUUUAAAUUUGAAAGUUUUAAUACUGCGCAGAAAAAGGCUUUUCAUUCUAUUAUAAACGAAAAGAAGGAUGUUUUCGUAAAUCUCACAACUGGCGCAGGAAAUCACUUAUUUAUCACGCCGUUACCGAAGCUAUUCGAUGUAUUUAUUUAUUUAUUUAUUUAUUUAGCUUCGCCUUGACAAAAAACGUACACAAUACAAGUACAACAAUUCAUAUACAUGAGACAUAAAAAGAGGCGGAGACACCACAACAGUUUACACAAAUUACUGUGGGCCCUUUAGUUAGAAUUAGUGACAAAAUACAGACGAAAAAAAUCAACUAAUUAGUCUAGUAGCAACAGGGAUCGGCAUCGAUUAGAUUACGCGAUGUGUUGCACUUCAGGCAAACAGUUUUCCAGGUUCGAGCAUCAUCCACGUCGUAACAAGAUACAAGGGCAUUAUGGUAGUAUUCUAAUAGUGACAAUGCUAAAUGAGAACGAAACAAAAGACAUUACAACAAAGGCGAGUUAGAUAUGGGAUCGGGAACGGACUCGAAGUCCCAACAAGGCAAACCCCGCACAUAAAUUAUAACUAGAAAUUUACACUAUUAAGAAAACACAAAACUUCAAUAAACAGACAGCCCAGUCUCUCGCUCAGGUUGACUGCACAUACCAACGGCCACUUUAAACAAAUAAUUGAUGGAAAUGAUUUCGGAAAAUAAUCUUAACCCAAGCGCUAUAGUACUAACCCUAAUUCUGGUCUUAAGAUAAGGAUGCAUAUUGUACAGUCAAUCUGAGGAAGAGACCGGGAUGGUACAGUGUAGCAUUCUCCUCAGUAACACACCUUCUUUAAAUAUUCGCAUACUAGAAAAUACAUGCAUGCAGAAACCCUCGCCUUGCUGACAAAACCGUUGUAUUUUCCGAACAGGAAGUAUCUAGAGUAGUUGUCAUGGUAACACGAUAAUUUUUUAAGAAUAUUCUUACAAAUGAAAAUCACCUAAAAAUAUCACUUUUAAUUACAAAAUUAUCAAUUUCCCAACAUAUAUAUGUUAGGUAUGUAAUUAUACGUAAUACAAGCUUCAAUUUAAGGUAAAAUUCAACCACAAACAAUUCACAAAACGUUUUAAAGUGUUCUUUAUAAAACUAAACUGCCUUUAACUAUUAAAUGGCUUUAUCGAUAAACUUUGAGUUUGCAAUAAAGUGAUUUCAAAUUCUCGCUUGCAAAUAACUUUGGUCUUUGCUUUAUUUUUUAUUUAAAAAAUUCAAUAUAAUAAAAAAGGGAAUCAAUAUUAAAGUUACACUGAAAUUUAUAUAUGCUGUCUUGUUUAGUUGUUUCAUAUACGCAAAGGCCGUCGGGUUUUAAAGCAAUUAUAAAAUCAAUAUUUAAAACAAACUUACCUUCGUUAACGUCGGCUCCCUUCUUUUAGCUGAUUCUUUCGCCCUUCCUUUCUUGAAAUUUACAAAAUCUUGCAGAAAUACGAGCCAAAAUGAAAUAUAUUUGCAAGAAAUUUAUCAACUCAUCAAAUCAAAAAAUGUUUGCUAUUUCGCUGUCGUCAUGCAGUCGUUAUAAUGCACACUUUAAAUUGGACCAAUCAGUGUCCUUUAUUGAUGACAAUCCGCCAUAUUUUUGAGAUCAGUGAGGAUGACCACCCAUCGUUGGUGACCGACGCCCGCGCUCAUUGAUGAACUUUAGACUUCGCUAAUGCUUUCGUUUCCCCGGGUGUAAAUAGCCGGGGGGAUUAGUACCCUCGCACGGCGCUUCGCGCCGCCGGCGAUCGGGGAUAAGUAUUUAAACAAAUUGUAAACAUUGUAUUAAAACAUUUAGUAUUAAAUCGUGGUUUCGCCAUUGAUAAAUUCAAUGCGAGAUCAAGUAAACAAACAAACUAUACGAUCUAGGAGUCAUUAAUAUGCUGUGUCAUUAAUAUUAAGUUGAAUGACUUGAAUCGAGAGCGACGAAGAAGCGAAGGCAUUGGAAGAAGGGAACUAUUCUGUAUUAUGUAGCUUAGCAGAAUGGUUUGUGCUUUGCCUUUGGCUAUUGAUGCAUGAAGCUCAUAUGAUUCAAGAAUGGUAUGUAUUAAGACAGUAUUAUAAUCAAUCCUAAAAAUGUGUUCGCUUUUGUAAUUCUCAAAGCCACAGGAAUCGAUCGGGCUUGGCCAUUUUAAUAGUCGUUAAUAUUUUAUAUUGUUUAUUAAAUGGAAUUUGUCUUUUUAUACAUUGCCUCGUAUUAUCUAUUGCAUGUAGUACUAGCAUGCAAGUUUAUAUAAGCCUUUCAGUUAUGAAGGGUUUACAUCAGAGGGUUGGUGUGAUGUAUAUUAACUAGAAUGGCUCAUAAACUUGCUAGUACUAUACAUGCAAUAGAUAAUAAAGGAUAAUAGAUGCAAUAGAUAAUAAGGCCACUGAAAAUUGAUAUCAUGUUUCUCGUCCCCGCCCGCAUGGGAUUUAUCUGCCGCACGAAAAUUUUUCAUUAUUCAUUAUUUUUGAAAAAUAGGCUUAACAAAACACCGAAUUGAUCUCCAGAUCAAAGUCUUAUUGCUACAUUCUGCAAGCGCAACUCAAAUUGUAUCUUUCUAAAGAUAUUACUCGCCAGAAUGCCUCUAUUUUUCAUGUCAGCCCUGGGAACGAUGAUCUUGACAUGUGAUCAUUUUUUUCCAGUUUGCUUCUGAUUUCCUGUGUUGCAAAAUAAUCUGUUCGCGUGGUUUUACUGCUUUUUUGAAAAGAGAAAUCAUGCAUAUUCAUGUUUUAUAAUGAUCAUUUAUGUGUAGAAAUAUACUGUAGUGUAGGACGUAUUAAAUUAAAAUGAAUUAUACACCGAUUUACUUCAGAAUUCAAAUACAAAAAAUAAUGAAAAAUGAAAAAUGAAAAAAUCCCGCUCCAAAUUUUUGAAAAUUCUGGACGAGAAACAUGAUAUCAACUUUCAUUGGCCUAACAAGGCAACGUAUAAAAAGAAAAAUUCAAGGUAAUAUAAAAUAACGACUAUUAUGUAAAAUGGUCAAACCCUUUGAGAAUUACAAAAGCGAACACAUUUUUAGGAUUUAUUAUAAUACAUACCAUUCUUUAAUCACAUGAGCUUCAUGCAUCAAUACGAUAAUAGCCAAAGGCAAAGGCAAAGCACAAACCAUUCUGCUAGUCAUAUAAUACAAACUAGUAUUAUAUUCUUGGCGUCGCUCUCGAUUCAAGUCAUUCAACUUAAUAUUAACAAAAGCGAGCACUGAAGAUCAUUUUACCCGCGAACUCAUAUAGCGAAACUUUAGAAUAUUUCAAUCUUCAACUUUGUUCCAAAGACGCGACGAAAUGUGUAACAAACUUUUUACAAAUAUUACUAACAAUCCGACACACAAACUGCAUAAUUUACUGCCUCCCAAACACGAGUCGGUUUACCAACAUAGGAACAAUAGACUGUUUGAACGAUUCGGAACUAAUACAGAAAGAUUUAAAAAAAACUUUUAUUCCUAUGUCGAGUAACUUAAGUUAAUGUAAUUUUUAGUACUAAGCGUUUUAAUGACCAUUUGUAAAUAUGCCUAAUUAACCCAUAUUCUAUCUAUUAAAUAAUGUUUUAUAUACUCUUGUAAAUCACGCAAUUCAGCUGUCCAGCUGCAAGGUGAAUCUUAAAUACACUAUCUAUCUAUCUAUCUAUCUAUCUAUCUAUCUAUCUAUCUAUCUAUUAAUGAUACAGCACUGACUCCUAGAUCGUGUAGUUUUUUUUUUACCUGAUCUCGUAUUGAAUUCAGUUAUCGAUGGCGAAACCACGAUUUAAUCCCCGAGCCGACGGCGCGAAGCGCCGUGCGAGGGUACUAAUUCCCCCCGGCUAUUUUCACCCGGGGAAACGAAAGCAUUAGCGGAGUCUAAAGUUCAUCAAUUAUCGCGGGCGUGAGUGACCAACGGUGUUGGGUGGGUGUUCAUCCUCACUGAUCUCAAAAAUAUGGCGGACUGUCACGAAUAGCGGACACUGAUUGGUCCAAUUUCAAGUUUGCAUUAUAACGACUGCAUGACGACAGCGUAAUAGCAAACAUUUCUUGAUUUGAUGAUUGAUAAAUUUCUUGCAAAUAUAUUUCAUUUUUGCUCGCAUUUUUGCAAGAUUUUGUAAAUUUCGAAAGCUCUCUUAGAAAGAAACUGCGAAAGAAUCGGCUAAAAGAAGGGAGCCGACGUUACGAAGGUAAGUUUGUUUAAAAUAUUGAUUUUAUAAUGGAUUUAAAACCCGAAGGCCUUUGCGUAUAUGAAACAACUAAACAAGACAGCAUAUAAUUUCAGUGUAUCUUUAAUAUUGAUUCCCUUUUUAGUAUGAUAUUGAAUUUUUUAAAUAAAAAAGAAACGAAAGUUAUUGGCAAGCGAGAAUUUUAAAUCAUUUUAUUGCAAACUCAACGUUUAUCGAUCAAGCCAUUUUAAAAGGCAGUUUAGUUUUAUAAAGAACACUAGUGACUUUAAAACGUUUUGCGAAGCGUUUGGGGUUGAAUUUUACCUUAAAUUGAAGCCUAUAUUACGUAUAAUAACAUAAUAACAUACGUAACAUGUAUAUGUUGGGAAAUUAAUAAUUUUGUAAUUAAAAGUGAUAUUUUGAGGCGAUUUUUUAUUUGUAAGAAUAUUCUUAAAAAAUUAUCGUGUUACCAUGACAACUACUUUAGAUACUUCAUGUUCGGAAAAUACAAUGGUUUUGUCAGCAAGGCGAGGGUUUCUGCAUGCAUGCAUUUUCUAGUACUACAUAGUAAAUAUUUACAAUUUGUUUAAAUACUUAUAUGCGAAUAUUUAAUACAUCGAAUAGCUUCGGUAACGGCGUGAUAAAUAAGUGAUUUCCUGCGCUGGUUGUGGGAUUUACGAAAACAUCCUUCUUUUCGUUUAUCAUAGAAUGAAAAGCCUUUUUCUGAUGCGCAGUAUUAAAACUUUCAAAUUUAAAAAUACUACAGGACUUGUUGAUAAUAGGCCAUGCAUGUGAAGGUCAUUGAAGGUCGAUCUUGCAAUUAUCGUGUAGAUGAUUGUGAUUGGUUAAUUGCCGCGAAGUCAAAUGUAUAGCGAAUGUGAGCAGACGUUAUGUGAGGCCUCGGCCACUAACAACGUCUGCGCAGAAGGCUAGCGAGAACCAAGAAAAAUCUAUUCCGCAAAUAGUAUAUUCCUCUGGAAGUACAUGAUUGUUUUUUUCCUUUUUGAUAAAGUCUUGUUUGAUUCAGCAACUGACUAGCGUGUGAACUAGCUUCUGCUUUUUUUAGCGGUUUCACAGGUGAUUUUGCAUCUGUAAUGAGGCCAUCUCAGUGCUUUGUUCUUGCUGUUUUUCCUACCUUUUUCCGUUGUCCGCGAUUCUUUUCUUCUUCGCAGGACUCCUUGUAGCGUUUCGCAUGAUUGUACCGAUGCUUUCAGUGUUCUUCUAAAUGAGGUGUCAUCAAACUUGCUGACAUUUAAUUUAAGUUGCUCGAGAAAUUCUGCAAAGUUGCUCGGUAACGUCAUAAAACAUGGAUUAGAUAUUCACGUUUGAAAAAUAUGUCUAGCCAUUAUAUACAUAACGCGGUUAGCGUGUAAUAAUGGUUAUUAAAUAAAACCUUUGAACGUUGCCAGUUAGACUAACGCCCGUAUUCUAUAAGCUCAUUCAACACUCAAUGAGUCUCCGUUCAAUCUCAGCUUCUCUUGGGUGUCAAUGUUGUUUUUGAAUAGCUGGAGGAUGAGUAGUCACAUAGUAAGGUAUGACACUAACUCUCCAGUUAUUCAAAAACAGCAUUGACACUCGAGAGAAGCUCAGAUUGAACCUCCACUCAUUGAGUGUGAGUGAGCUUUUAGAAUACGGGCGUAAAAGUGGAUUAAGACUACUCCAGUUUAUAUGACUUGCUCUUAUAGAAGAUACCGAUCUUAUAUAAAGCAUAAAGUCAUACACCUGUAUUCUAAAAGCUCGCUCACGCUCACACUCAAAGAGUAGAGGUUCAAUCUGAGCUUGCCUUGAGAUUCAAUGCUGUUUUCGAAUAGCUGGACAGUUAAUAGUCGCACAUGCAGUAAGGUACGAUACUAACCUCAGAUUUAACGUUCCUCCACUUCCACUCUUUCACUCUCUUUGAGUGUGAGUGAGCUUUUAGAAUACAGCUUAUAGUUUGUUUCAUGUUGUUUGGGUAGGAUAUAAAUUAUGUGUUUGACCACAAAACCAAAAGUAUGAUACAACAUUAUUAUUUCAAUUGAUGUGCGCGUCAGCCAACGUUUGAGAAAACGUCACACUAAGUUCGUUAUGAUACGGUUGAAGUGGGAAACGGUCAUAAGUCACAAUGACUGUGUUAAAUCAAAGUCAAUUGCAUGUAACCUAAUAUGCAUAACUGGGCAGGCAAACCAAAUAACUAGCUCGGAUCAGUGCACGCUAAAAUUGUUUCAAGAUUAUACAUAUAUACAUAUAUAAUAAUAUCAGUUCACUCGAGCUCCCCAAUCGGGGUUUUCAGUGACCAAGCAUUACGCUUAAUUAUCUACUACAACUUACUGCUUUACUUACCUAUUACCUACUUAGCCCUAUUUAUCUUUACAACAAUUGAGAUAUUACUUUCCUAAAUGUGUUUAUCAACUUUCCCUGUGAGAGGAAACGGGAGCGUCCCGAGAAAAUCCACGAGUUUCGGCCCGAGCAUUGAUUCUUUUCACACAUAGUCUGUGGAGAUGUGAUGGUCUGGAAGCCCGGCAAGCUUCAAAGCAACAAAACAGAAGACCUUUGUUUGAUGUUUAACAACUGUACCCCACCGCGCAUAAAUCCUUUGUUUCAACUUCAUUAAAUAUUAUUCAUCGUGGCGUCUUAGCCAUCCCAUUGGACGGCUACCUACGAAAAUACAAUGAGUUCGAUCACCGUGCACAAAUUAACAUACAGUAAAUACAGACAAAAACAUAAUACAAUGACUUCUGUUUUGUUUCCAGACCAUCAUAUCUUGAUAGACAUUUCACGUGAGUCCUUAAAGGCGACAAUUGAACCCGCAAUCUCAGAAGUGCAUGAAAGGCUCUUGCUCUGACACGUACUGGUCGUGUCAGGUGAAAGAUUUUUACUUAAUUCAUCACGCAAUGUCAGAAAAUUUAACAAGCAACCAAUAUUAUGGUUUAGAUCAGUUCAGGAAAAUCCACUGCAAGCAAAUUUGCAUAUUUUCGAAGUCUACGUGAAAGAAUUCUUGUUCUUCAGAUGUUUGGACGCAUGUCUUCAAAUAUGUUGGUGUCACUGAUUCUUAUUGCAAUGUUAAGAGAAGCCAUUUCCUGCCAACAAGGUCAAUAUAAUUGUGAGCAUGGAAAUGCUUGUCAUCCACACCCAAGACAUGAAAGAAGAUGUACAACAGAGAGUUUCUUACAAGGCUACAGAGACUGCAUAAAAAGUUGUUGUAAGUAAUGUGUAUGUGGACAUUAGACUGAUGGAAGUCACGUAUCAGCUUUAUUACCAUAAACCUGAAACCAUGAGUUAGGUGUUAGCUGACGCCAUAGCAAGUGAUUUUGAAUACCACUGGAAAAUGUAAUUUUGCGAAUGGCUAUGUUAAUUUGAGAUCGUUACUCGAAUAUUUUCAAACUGGAAUGAUCAACCAUCUCUGACGAGAUCAAACACCCUCUCACAAAGCUGAUACUUUUAAUCCUUCCAUCUGCAAUAUUUAUUUCUGGUGAUUCCCCAUAUACUGCGGGUAGUUCUAAUCCGGUUACAAACAAACAAGUUUCCUACGACAAGUUUUCAUUCGGCAUGUUUUAUAUGUCAAUUCCACGUGUGUAUACGUACAACAAAUUUGCUAUAUGUUUCUGACCGCUAUGAUAGCUAUUAUAACAAUAGAUCGUUGGCAACGGCAUGCAAGUGCUCAAAAUACUUCGCCAACUUUUCUUUGUUACAGACGAGAGAAAUUUACUUUGCCAAUUUACUUUUACGGUAAACGUAAUAAUUGUCAGACUGGAACCAGUACGUACAUUUCGUCUACCGGGUUGAUGCUUUAUCGAAAAUUAUUAUAGAAUUUUAACAUUUUGCGUCCACUGAAAGAACUAAUUGCGAAUAAUAAGGACAUGUAUAAAUAAAAUUUGGCAUGAAAAAACCCAGAUGCUUUCAAAGACCAGUGAAUCACAAUGCUGUAAACUUCAACAUCCUUAGAAAUUGUGAGCGAGACAUCGAAAAGCAAAAUUUGCGGGGAAAAGCUCACGAGCCCGCACUAUUUUUAUGCAGCGUCGACGAAAGUCCCCUUUGUUGGACUGUCAUAUUUCCAAGAGUGUGUUGAUCGAGUUCAUGCACCACUGCCACAAGAUAAAUGGAUAUUUCUAUCUAGUAUUCUCUUGAGAUCAGUGUCUUAUUUCCAGACAUGCAAACAUGAAUACCAUAAAUCAUGCUUGAUUUUUUUUAUUUUCCACCACAGCGAAGGAAAUUGAAACAUUCUACUACACUACAACUUGUGAGUCGGCUCAAGAAGCAUUCACAGAGUUGAUCAGUUAUUGGUAUUCGCUGCUAACAAAAGUUUGUGAUUUUGCGCUGGUUUUUGGAAUAAUAAUGAUUGCUUGGUAUUUCAAACCUGAAGGAAACCAACCGGUUCAGUCAGACGACAAAAACCUUGUGGAAAUCAGAAAGCCGAUUCAGGAAGAAUUUCAAGACAGAUCGAGAGACCGUUAUCAGUCGAAAAGAUAGUGAGAUUUAAAUAACUAUUGAGAGAAAUGGUACUCUAUGCAACACCGCGGAAAAACGUCUGCGCAUGCGCGUGCACGAGGAUUUUUUAAAUGCCAAAUUGUAAACAAAAACAUGGCUUUUUAAUUAUUUAAGGUAAUUGAAACAAACAAAAAAAUACACUAGACUGGUAGUUUAGACAUGAAUAAAAAGUUUUCGAACAUUUAAAAUCUAAAAAGAAUUUAAAUUAAAAAUCACCGUUUAAGACCGGGAGGCGUGUGAACAUUUCUUGAAAAAUUGUCGAAUAUAUACCAAACUUAAGACACAAAAGUUAAGAAAACUAUCGAAUAGUUAAGCAUUUGCACACAAUUUAAUUGUGGAGUAAAUCAUCACCCUUAAAUAUAGUCAACGCAAAAAUUAUACAUGCCACGCAAUAAAAGUUGUGGGUCAUAUUUAUUAUAAACCUACAAAAAAUAUCUUUGUAUGGUUCAGGUAAAGAACGUUUUAUACAAUAAAUUUAUCGACAGUCACCUUUGGUUUAUUUUCUUGCAUAAUACUACUUCUUGCACAUGUAGACUAUAAUUAUUUUUAGUUUUUAGGUUGUCACGUUCAUUAUUCCGCUUGCAUUUUCAUAGAAAAGGCAAAACAUCGAAGUCGCUCCUUGUCGCUUCCAUUUUGAGUUUUUGACAACCUUCGGAACACCUGACACCACGUUCGCAAUACAGAUUUCAGUAAUGUUGACGCAUGCGCAGACGUUUUCCACGUUACUCUUUGCCAACUUAUGCAUGCUCAUGCGCGUGUUUUGUUUGCAUUUUAAUUUCAAGCAAUAGAUAAUUUAAUUAAAAUUCCGAUCAGUUGGUCCACAGACCGGAAUUUGAAUUAAAUUAUCUAUUGUUUGAAACUAAAAAUGUACACAAAACACACGCAUGGGCAGAACGUCCGACAGCCUCUUUAAACUAUUAAUCUCGGCUACGACUUUUCGCUACGUUUUGAUUAUUAAGACAAACACGAAACAUAUGUACAUGAAUCUUGAUGUAAAUAUAUAAACUUAUUCAAACUCAUCAUUAAUUAGGUAGCUUUUUGACGACCAUCUCGCAAAGAGAGAAUUAAAAUGUAGGCAUUUUUGAAAAUUCAACUACAUGCAAAAUACCACAAGAACUUCGACGUUUUGUGUGAACGGCCUUCGUUUGGAAAUUAGUGGGUUAGGGCCUUACUUUGACGCGUCAAAGUUGUUUUAGUAUUUUUCAAGUAGUUGUAUAUCUUUUACAGUACUUGCAGUUUGAAUCCCACACUCGGGUACCAACCGAAAAUGUGCAAUAGUUCCAACUACGUUGAGGGCUUGAUUAUAAGCAAUGCUGUCAGCCCAGAUUUGAUUUGAAACGGAUAGCCCGCGGGUAUUAUAAUAACUUUGAAAUUUGUGGUUUCUUAGUAAAUUUGUGUUAUUAUAAACGAAAACAAAAUUCUGUUAAGAAGCUAAAUUUGUUUUGGAAUAUUUGCCUCUGCCUUGACGAUUCGAACAGGUCAAUAUGGUAUUUCUCCCACUGGCCUCUCCAACUGGAUGAAAACUCAGAAAGUGCUUUCUAUUUUGUAACUAUAGAAGUAAUUAAUUCAUAUUUGGUUUAGCUUGUGCAGGGUCUAUUUGGUUUGUUUCAAUCUGUUGCGGGGUGCACUCAGGAGCCUGGGACAUAAUUGCCUGUCACGAGGUGCACUCAGGAGCCUGGGACAUAAUUGCCCCUUAAAAUGAACACGGACACCCCAUAUGUUAUAUGUUACCCAUAUGUUAUGAUAUGUUAUGUUAUGUUUUUAUGUUGUGUAUAAACAAGUACGUAAAAG